Molecule: messenger RNA, 2216 nt
Organism: Electrophorus electricus (electric eel)
Lineage: Eukaryota; Metazoa; Chordata; Actinopteri; Gymnotiformes; Gymnotidae
Gene: kynu
Product: kynureninase
Biological process (GO): NAD+ biosynthetic process
Cellular component (GO): cytoplasm
Molecular function (GO): kynureninase activity; pyridoxal phosphate binding
Source: RefSeq, a predicted model, not a curated record
CUGAAGGUUGGAACUCUAGUCUGCUGUAGCUGAGCUGUGGUGUUGGUAGCGCAGGGCUGGAUGACUUUAAUAAGAGUGCUUUGCCCCAGUCAUAAAUAUAUUUAUUCACCGAUCAUAUGGGUAACAUGUGCUCAUUGCUGUCCAGACCAGCCAUGGCACGUUUACCAACGGGCUCCCCGCGAGAAAUGAUCGAGACGGUGUCCGAGCAGCUGGGCUGCAGCGCUACGUCGCGGGAGGUUGCCGCUCACCUCGACCUGCAUGACGACCUGCAGCAUUUACGACAGGAGUUCCUGGUCCCUACAGUAGCCGAUCUUCCACCAUCUGACCUGACCCUCAGGGAUGGAUCGGAAGAGUGCAUUUACUUUGUGGGCAACUCUCUAGGACUGCAGCCUAAAAAUACCAAAAAGUACAUUGAUGAGGAGUUGGAGAAGUGGGCAAAAACAGGCGCCCAUGGUCAUGUGAUGGGGUCGCGACCUUGGGCAUGGGCCGAAAACAACCUAGAGGCCCUCAUGGCAAACAUUGUUGGUGCUAAACCAGAAGAGGUUGCCUUGAUGAAUGGUUUGACAGUCAAUCUUCACCUUCUGAUGCUUGCUUUUUACAAACCCACAGCAAAACGGCACAAAAUCCUCCUGGAAGACAGGGCCUUUCCGUCUGACCAUUAUGCGGUGAAGUCUCAGAUACAACUACGAGGGUUUGAACCCAGCAAAAGCAGCAUCUUCCUUAAACCCAGACAGGGGGAGGACACCCUCAGGACAGAGGACAUUUUGUCCAAAAUCGAGCAAGAGGGAGCCUCCAUCGCUGUGGUGAUGCUCAGCGGAGUCCAGUACUACACUGGCCAGCUGUUCGAUAUGGAGGCUAUCACCAGAGCAGGCCACGCCCAGGGCUGCUAUGUGGCCUUUGACUGUGCACAUGCAGUGGGUAAUGUGGAGCUACAGCUACAUGACUGGGGGGUCGACUUCGCCUGCUGGUGCACAUAUAAGUACAUGAACUCUGGAGCUGGUGGCUUGGCAGGAGCGUAUGUACACGAGAAGCAUACGGACACAGUCAAACCUGCACUUCUAGGCUGGUGGGGGCACAACCUGAAGACUAGAUUUCAGAUGACCAAUGUGAUGGAUCUGCAGCCAGGAGUUAAGGGAUACAGACUAUCUAAUCAACCCAUUCUCCUGGUGUGCCCCCUACAGGCCAGUCUGGAGAUCUUUAAUAAGACCACCAUGACAGAUCUGAGGAGGAAAUCUGUGCUGUUGACUGGCUAUCUGGAAUACCUGCUCCAGUACCACUACAGCCGGGACGAGGCCGACCCAGGCAAGCCCUACGUCCGCGUCAUCACUCCCAGUGACCCGGCCCAGAGGGGCUGCCAGCUUUCCCUCUCAUUCUCUGUGCCCAUCCGUGCCGUUUUUAAGGAGCUGGAGAAGAGAGGAGUCGCGUGUGACAUGAGAGAGCCUGACAUCCUGCGCAUCGCUCCCGUUCCUCUCUACAAUUCCUUCACGGACGUGCACCUUUUCAUCAGCAUCCUGGAAUCAGUGCUGAGCGCACAUGCGUGAUUCUGCAACGCAGGACUCACCCGGUGCGGCGGGGGGGGGAGAUAUGAUGGGUUUUUUUGGGCUGAAAAUAAGCCACUGCUGCUGACGUGGUUUCCAAUGAUCUCACAGAAUGAAAUCACAUGAAGCAUCUUACUGUCCAAGAAAAGCAACUGAAACCUUAGCAUCAGCUGGUCUAACAUUCAUCCUGAGCAUAUUGCAGUGGGUUUGCUGAUCACAAAACACUUUUCUUCAUCCUCACAUGGCUGAAAUGAAGGUUUUGAAGAUCAGAUGCACCGAUCCUGCCUCGUUGUCUCAUCGCUGACAUACAUGGACAUGGCCCUGUAUGGGGCAGUGACCGGCAUUGUGGCUUGUACUGAUGAGUGAUGGGUUGCUGUGGGUACCACACACCUCACUGCCCCGAGUGCCUGGCCCCCCAAUUAACAUCAUCGGUAUUACCCAAGAUGCCCUGCUCUUAAUGUGGCCAGCUCUGUUUAUGUCCUAUUACCUUGACUGAUGCCUUCUCUACAAUUAGAUAUAAUUGGCAUAUCAAUAUGCAGAAGCUAAAUGGAUUAGCCUUCUUUUAAAAGUAAUGAGGGCCUCUUGCCUCAGCUUGUGGGGGAAAAUUUACAUUCAUCUCUUUUAUAGAUUGAAGGAGGGGCACUGACAUAAAUAAUUUACUUUAAAUAAAUGAGAAAA